CAGAGAGGAAACGGAAAUAUAUAGAAAAAUACAGCAAUCUUUCACCAUUUCUUGUCGGGCGAGGUGCAAGAUCUCGGUUAGAACAACGAUUAAAGACUAAUUCAAGUGGAUUCUAAGUUCAUUCAAACGAGAGGAAGUAUCGGCCCUUAGAGUUGUUGACGAGGGUUUCUCGCCGUGACCUUUAUGUGAGGAUCGCGACGGGAGAGAGACGCGGGGCAGAGAGAGAGAGAGAGAGACAGGUGGAGAUCAUUGUGUCUUUUUGGAUCUGUGCUCAUCAUCUCUAUUGAGAUCUCAUUGUCUGGUCCUCUGGUCGACAACAAGGAAAUAAACUGCAUCUAGAGGCUUUCUCCACUGCUUUAUUGUACCUUAUCACAUAGGUGUCAUCAUGGAGGCCAUUGCCAAGUAUGAUUUCAAAGCAACUGCAGAUGACGAGCUGAGUUUUAAACGUGGGGAAAUAUUGAAGGUAUUAAAUGAAGAGUGUGAUCAGAACUGGUAUAAGGCAGAACUAAAUGGCAAAGACGGUUUCAUUCCUAAGAACUACAUCGAGAUGAAGGCACAUCCGUGGUUCUUCGGGAGAAUUCCGAGGGCCAGAGCAGAAGAGAUACUCAACAAACAGAGGCAUGAUGGAGCGUUCCUCAUCAGAGAGAGCGAAAGCGCGCCUGGAGACUUCUCCCUUUCUGUCAAGUUUGGCAAUGAUGUACAGCACUUCAAAGUGCUGCGUGACGGGGCUGGAAAGUACUUCCUCUGGGUUGUGAAGUUUAACUCUCUCAAUGAGCUGGUGGACUAUCACCGUACGACUUCUGUUUCCCGAAACCAACAAAUCUUUCUACGAGACAUCGAGCAGGUGUCUCAGCAUCCAACAUACGUGCAGGCACUGUUUGACUUUGACCCUCAAGAGGAUGGCGAGCUCGGCUUCAGACGUGGAGAUUUCAUUCAGGUCCUGGACAACUCUGACCCCAACUGGUGGAAGGGCGCCUGUCACGGCCAAACGGGCAUGUUCCCGCGCAACUACGUCACGCCUGUUAACCGGAACAUGUAAACAGAAAACGAAGCAGUUAGUAAAUAAAUUGUCAUUAAUGGCCCCUAACAUUCACAUACAAUCAGACUACCCUAACUCUCCCCUAGCAACACCCUUAAAGUCCUGUGAAAUCCAAAGUGGUGCAGAAGAACGGAAAACAUGAAAGAAAAGGAGAAAAAAAGUAGCGGAGAGGCUGGACGCUCCACCUCCCCAGUGGUGCCUGGGCGAAACAAUUAUUCCUGAGAAGUUUUUUGAUGUCUUCAUGAACGCUUGCAGCCGAGGCAAAGGAAAGGCUGAAUUUAAGCAUAGUACACGAAGCAUAAAUUAAAACACAUUUGAUUCUGUCUAAAGAUUCAUCCUGCUGCUUUUGCCUUCUUUUGUAGUCUACAUUUUGAUUUUGAUUCGUUUUGUUUCUGUUUUUGCUGCAUGUUUAAAUCUCUUUAUAAUAGCAAAUCAUGAAGCUGUUUUUAAAAAGGAAAAAAAAUGCAUUCUAAAAACAUGGAAAACGGAAGAGUAAUAAACUGCAAAAGCAGUGUACAUCUGGGCUGUGGAGGAAAAAGAAAAUCACCUAUAAAGAGAAUACAUUUUUUUUAAAUAUAUAUUAUAUAUAUUUGUAUGUGUCUGUCUGUUCUAUCGUUUCAACACAGUUUUGUUUUUCUUUUUCCACUUGUAAAUUAUGUUGUGUUUUUGGGAGGGUGGAUGAAGCAGAAUAGCUCUGGAACAUGCUAACUCAUCGGUAUAAUUUUAUGAAUAUCUGAUAUUUCUCAGACAUAACAGCAUAGUAUUUAAUGCUUUAUGUAUUCAAUUUGAUGCCAUCAUUCUUAUUUCGUUUUAGAACUUGAUAGGUGAGUGGGUUCUUUUGAUAAUAAUAACGAUUUAUUGUCAAGAAGCCUCCGUGUGCGUGAAUAUCGACGUGGAUAAUGCAAGAGUUUGUCUAAUGUGAAAACCACACAGGCUAGCCACCAUUUUAUGCCAAUGUAUUUAUUGCAGCCAUUUUUAUUUGUCUUGGGAUGUGAAUGUAGCUGACAUUACUCUGUAGACUUCAUGAGGGAAUUGAGUUUGGAGAACUUUUCCACUGAUGCAUGAUUUCAGUCCGAGACGUGUCUAUUUACAGUGUCAAAAUCCAUACAUGGCAUAUAGAACACAAGCUGUUCGCUGUAUUGCAUUUGUAUGUACGCAAUUAAAAAUUGCUGAAAAACUGCCGGAUGCCAGUUAAGCCAGUAAGAAGUAAGAAACCAGAGAGUUUUCAUACAGGAGUUGACACAUCGACUCUACACGUGAUGUUUUUUUAUUUGUAAGUUGUUGUUUUUUUCUCUCUCUCCUUACAUUUUUCAUCUUUUCAGUGUUGUAUGUUUUAGCUCUUUUUACAUAAAUUGAUUCCUCUCUGUAUUAUUGACCGCCCCCAAUUUAUUUUUUUAUGUGAAUUGUGUUUUGUUUUUUUUCACUCUGGAUUAGUGCCUUUUUCUCUGGUGUGACAGUGUCUCUGCCUUGCUGCUUUAGCCUGAGCAUUGGGCUUCGUCAGACCCCACAGUGAGAAAUCAUGUGUGAGAAAUCUUGUGACCCACCACCUACCCUCGGCUUUCCCCCUCCUCCUGAACACAACUGCACACAGUCCUAUUUAAAUGUCUCGCCUUUUUCUUAAUUUUUUUAUUUUAUUUUUAUUUGCAGUUUUUCCUGGUUUCUUUUGAAUAAAUAAAAAUGAAAUUCUUGAAAUUUCUUGUGUCGAGUACUUGAGUGAAUUAGUUUUUAUCUUGUUUUUUUUUUUUUUUUGUGCCUUAAUUGGACACCUAAAUACACUGGUGGCCAAAAGUUUGGAAUAAUGUUCAGAACUUCUUAAACUAUUUCAAAGAUUUCUCAUCAAAAAUCCUCCAUGUGCAGUAAUGACAGCUUUGCAGAUCCUUGCCAUUCUAGCUGUCAGUUUGUCCAGAUACUCAGGUGACAUUUCACCCCACACUUCCUGUAGCACUUGCCAUAGAUGUGUCUGUCUUGUCGGGUACUUCUCACGCACCUUACAGUCUAGCUGAUCGCACAAAAGCUCAGUGGGGUUAAGAUCCAUAACACUCUUUUCCAGUUAUCUGUUGUCCAAUGUCUGUGUUUCUUUGCCCACUCUAACCUUUUCUUUUUGUUUUUCUGUUUCAAAAGUGUCUUUUUCUUUGCAAUUCUUCCCAUAAGGCCAUGAGUCUUCUCUUUACUGUUGUACAUGAAACUGGUGUUGAGCGGGUAGAAUUCAAUGAAGCUGUCAGCUGAGGACAUGUAAGGCGUCUAUUUCUCAAACUAGAGACUCUGAUAUACUUAUCCUCUUGUUUAGUUGUACAUCUGGCCUUCCACAUCUCUUUCUGUCCUUGUUAGAGCCAGUUGUCCUUUGUCUUUGAAGACUGUAGUGUACACCUUUGUAUGAAACCUUCAGUUUUUUGGCAAUUUCAAGCAUUGUAUAGCCUUCAUUCCUCAAAACAAUGAUUGACUGACGAGUUUCUAGAGAAAGCUGUUUCUUUUUUGCCAUUUUUGACCUGAUAUUGACCUUAAGACAUGCCAGUCUAUUGCAUACUGUGACAACUCAAAAAAACAAACACAAAGACAAUGUUAAGCUUCAUUUAAAGAACCAAAUAGCUUUCAACUGUGUUUGAUAUAAUGGCAAGUGAUUUUCUAGUACCAAAUUAGCAAUUUAGCAUGAUUACUCAAGGAUAAGGUGUUGGAGUGAUGCUGCUGGAAAUGGGGUCUGUCUAGAUUUGAUCAAAAAUGACUUUUUUCAAAUAGUGAUGGUGCUGUUUUUUACAUCAGUAAUGUAAUUUACUUUGGUGAAUUAAAGUACCAAUUUCCUUCCGAAACAGCAAAAUCUGUGAAUUAUUCCAAACUUUUGGCUGGCAGUGUAUAUUAUUACUUUUUUUUUCUUCUCAGAAUCACUUUAAUUGCCAAUGCAAGUAUAUGUAUCGCAAUUUCAUCUGGUUUACCUUCUAGUGGUGCAACACACAGUGACCCCAAUAAUGAUUUGAACACCUGAGCCACACUAAAAAAAAAUUAUGAAUGUCAUUAGAUUGCAUUACAAAGCUAAAUAUAAAACCAGGUCCCAUCUGCAAACAAAUUAUGUUACAGCUUUUCUCAGAACUAACUUUUUAACAAUGCCAUUUUAAUUUACUGUUCCCAUGGUUACGUUAUAGUGGAUGUAUGUUAAGUCAAUUACUCUCCAGUUCACACAAAUGUCAUACUGUAGAAUUUUGUUUGUAAUUGUAACGGAAAAAGAAUGUAAAAAUGUUACACUAAAAAGCUGUUUAAAUGUAUUUGUAUUUUCCUUACCAGGUACGAAAGAUUGCGUGUAACAAGACAAUACUUGCAGUUUUAUGGUAAAAUAUUAAAUAUAGUGUGUGUGUGUGUGCAUGUGUGUGCGCGUGCGUGUUAGAAGUAAAAGGUAUAUUGUUAAACAAGAAAAUACAUGUACUUCUGCUUUAAACUAUUGUUUAAAUUACGGUGGAAACAAUAAUUGGCCGUUCCCAAGUUUUGGCCUUUGUGUGACCGAUCACAUUUGGUUAUUUUUAAAAUAUUCAUGUUUAUUCUUAUUUUUGAUAUCAAUUAUGUACAUUGGGGUGUUUUAUGUUACAUUUUGUAUUAUUCAAAGAUUAUUGCAUAUUCAAGUGUUUGAUGAUGGUGUUUUUUGUGUGUGAGUGACACUGUCUACACGUUCAUUGGCCAUUGCUCCUGGAAGGGCCAUUCUUGAUGAACUAAGUGAUCAUGUGGCCAUUUUUUUUUACCACCUUUGUUGCUAUGGUGGUUAAAGGGAUAGUUCUCCCAAAAAUGAAAAUUCUCUCAUCAUUUACUCACCCUAAUGCCAUCCCAGAUGUGUUUAACUUCCUUUCUUCUGCAGUAAACAAUUGAAGAUUUUUAGAAGAAUAUUUCAGCUCUGUAGGUCCAUACAGUGCAAGUGAAUGGUAACCAAAAUUUUGAAGCUCCAAAAUGCAAAAAAGCAGCUUAAAAGUAAUUCAUACGACUCCAGUGGUUUAAUCAGUGUCCUCAGAAGAGAUAUGAUAGGUGUGGGUGAGAAACAGAUCAAUAUUUAAAGCUGAAGUGUUUCAUUUCUGCUCCACCAAACAGAACUGCAAAAAUAAACAAUGUUUUCGAAACCGCUUUCUGAAUACUUCUGCCAUUGGUCAAACAAAGAGAUGGUCCUGCCCUCAACUUACGCCACUGGUUGAGUAAAUUCGUUGGGGCAUGUCUAUGUGGGUCACUCAAAACAAACAGAGCAAUUUUCAAAGCACCACAGAAAGACAGUGCUUACAGUUCUUGAGAAAAUUAACCUGUGAAUGACUGACUUAUAUUUGUGUCUGCAUAUUAAGCUGGGAAAGGUGAAAGUACUUUAACACUGAAAACGUUACAUCAGCUUUAAGUCCUUUUUUAAUAUAAAUUCCCCUCCUAGCCCAGUAGGUGGCGAUAUGCAUGAAGAACGUAAAUGGCCAAAAAUAAAAGAAGAAGAAUGUGGAACUGAAAGUGGAGGAUGAGAGUAAAAACGACUUAAAUAUUGAUCUGUUUCUCACUCAGACCUGUCAUAUCGUAACUUUACAUUACAGCAGCUAUCAUAUUCAGAUCCACUUAAACUUACAAAGACCUGUUCAGUACCACUUCAGCAGCUCUUGGCCAUAAUGAAAGGUCACGUCAUUGUGGCUGGAAAAUUGCAUAUUUACACUUUGUUCUGCAGAAGUCCCUACUUCCUGCUGAGGGUCAAAAACAGGUAAUCUCUGUUUCACACUAUCCAUAUGGUGUUGUCACAUGCCUUCUGGCUAUAGGGCUGGUUGAUUAAAGGAAGUAACCAGCACUGUAUUAAAUUAGAAAGAAACUGGCCCAUGUUAAAACCUAUGGGAGCAAGUGUGCUUUGCCACCAGCAGCCUUUUAAGUUGUGGCCUUGAAAUGACCCAGAGGUUACGUUGAUCACUAAUAUGAUUGUAGUUGUUACAUUUAUUAUGAACAGAUUUUUAAUGUUGCAAAGAAGCAGCUGUGAAAGGCCAGUAUAUCUGGAUUUUUCUUUCAGCCAAGACUGUACUUCUGUACACAACUACUACUAAGAAUGCAGUAAAAUUCGAGAGAUUGAGGCAGAUUUGUAGGGUUCUUGGGAUGAACUCUUCUGAGAAUUGUGGUUGUAUUAAGGUAGCCUAUAUAGAAGUGCGCUGCUGUUCUAUAUACUGAUUAAACUUCUGGGAUGUACUUUUUUGAGGUAAUUUAUUUCUAAAGUGACCAAAUCAAAUGCAGCUACCAGGGAACAUAAACUGUUAAAUAUCAGUGUGCCAGUGUGUACGAUAUAACAUUGGAUUGUUCAACCAAUCCAGCUCACAGAUAAGAAUGAAAUGGCUCAUUUUGAAGAAAACAACCUAAA
Molecule: messenger RNA, 6374 nt
Organism: Myxocyprinus asiaticus (Chinese sucker)
Lineage: Eukaryota; Metazoa; Chordata; Actinopteri; Cypriniformes; Catostomidae
Product: growth factor receptor-bound protein 2
Exons: 6
Coding region: 386-1039 (217 amino acids)
Molecular function (GO): protein binding
Source: RefSeq, a predicted model, not a curated record